Molecule: messenger RNA, 245 nt
Organism: Funneliformis caledonium
Lineage: Eukaryota; Fungi; Glomeromycota; Glomeromycetes; Glomerales; Glomeraceae
Source: the annotation of a GenBank genome assembly
CACUAGCAGAUGUUUCUGCAUUUGAAGUAGGUAAAGGUGAAAUCACUGUAUCUGGAAUGGAUGAGGAUAAAUCCACUGCAUCUGAAGUGGAUUGUAAUACUGAAACAACUGGAGUAAACAAGAAUAAAUUUACUGCAUCUGAAAUAGGUAAAGAUGGUACUAUUAAAACUAAAAUAGAAAAAGGUAAAUCCACUGCAUUUGAGGUUGAUAAAGGUGAAAUUAUUUAUCUUGUAAAACUUCAAUAG